This is a messenger RNA of Heterostelium album PN500, 804 nucleotides long. RefSeq lists its product as uncharacterized. The record is from RefSeq and is a predicted model, not a curated record. The coding region runs from base 1 to 804 and encodes 267 amino acids. Lineage: Eukaryota; Evosea; Eumycetozoa; Acytosteliales; Acytosteliaceae. The transcript is spliced from 3 exons.
AUGGGUCAAAGUGCAUCGGUAUCAAGAGUUUUAGACAAUGCCAAAGGCAAUGCCAUUAACAGCUUUGGAGCCACAACGAUCAAUAAUCAUCUAAUAACAUUAAACGAGCAACAAGAGGGUUUUUUGACAACAAGAUUCGACCAAGAUAUCCUUGUUAAUAUGAACAGACUAGGUCUCAAGGACCAAAAAUUGAUUAUUCAAAACAAGGAAGUCCAAACAGAAUUUUCAAGUGAAUUCAACCUCGACAAUAUCAAGAAUAUUGUUUCCCAAGUAUUAAAAUCAACUGAUCGCGAAGUGAAUUUAAUUCAAGAUUUAAGAAAUAAACCAUUAGCAAGUGAUGAUAACAUCAACUCACUCACCGUCCUGGUUGGUAGUUUGGAUCAAAGAUCCAAGGCCUUUUCAUCAUCGAUCCCCUCCUCCUCCUACUCAUUCAUCUACAACAGAGUGGCUCCAGGUGUCUUUGUAUUUAUCUGUAGUUCAUCGGUCACCUUGGAGGAUAAAAAGAAAUUCUUUGGAAAUGAAAUUGUUAUCACUACCGUUUUCCUCUAUAAAAUGAUGUUCUCCAUUCAAGACGAAGCCAAUUCAGUGAAAGUCGAAGAAGAAGAUAAUAUAAGAAAAACCAUCAACGUUCUUAAAUCCGAUCAGCUCAUACUCUCCCAAUACCUUAAAGAUGGUAAGAUUUCACCAGAAGAAUGGAAAGAGAAAGAUGAUAAAUUUUUAGCAAUGAUCAAGAAACUCCAAGAUAAUUUGGAUAAAAUGGAAUUAAUACAAAAAAAUAAUAAUAAACAAUGCUCUAAACUAUAA